Exophiala xenobiotica is the source of this 5480-nucleotide messenger RNA. RefSeq lists its product as uncharacterized. Gene Ontology annotation, molecular function: ATP-dependent chromatin remodeler activity; ATP hydrolysis activity; histone binding. The transcript has 3 exons. Gene Ontology annotation, biological process: nucleosome organization; regulation of transcription by RNA polymerase II. The coding region runs from base 92 to 4747 and encodes 1551 amino acids. The record is from RefSeq and is a predicted model, not a curated record. Gene Ontology annotation, cellular component: chromatin; nucleus. NCBI's taxonomy places the organism in Eukaryota, Fungi, Ascomycota, Eurotiomycetes, Chaetothyriales, Herpotrichiellaceae.
CUAGUUUCCUCUCCCACUUUCACCAUUCCACCCUCUACGCACAACUACUGAAUGCAACUAUAUUAAAAAGCCUCAAGGGCUCUAUCUACUUAUGAUGGAGUCCACCGGCGUUCUCGCCCAACCACCACCGCCUUCAAUACCUGAUCCUUCUCUCCCACCAGAAGACGCCAAUGCACCUCCUGAACCCGUUCUACAGAACGGUACCAAGUAUUUCGAUAGUGAAAGUGAACUCUCCGAACCUGCAGAACCUAUCGCGCCCAGAGCCUCGCCGCCACGCGUCAAAGUCGACGAUGAUGACGAUGAAAACAUGCAAGAUGUUGAUGAACCCAGCUCAGAUGAACCAGACGCGGAAGGUGAUGCCGAUUACGAGAUGGAUACCUCGAUGCAAGUAAAGAACAUAAGAUCUGAAGAAGAUGCCUCUUCCUCCGACGAAUCUAUCAGACCAGCCAAGAGAAAGGCACCUGCAGCUGAUGAAGAUGACGAUAUCAGGAACAAUCCGGAGCUGUACGGCUUGAGACGAAGUGGCAGGGCUCGCCAUGUCUAUAAUAUGGCAGAGUCCGAUGCCGAGCAAGACUCUGAUUCAGACAUUGCUCCUCGUCCCCGGAAGCGUUUGCGACACGUCUCUCAGCGUUCCUCCAAGCAGGCAACCCCAGUCAUUGACACUCCCUCCCUGUCCGAUGGCGAUUCUGACGCGUACGGCGGCAAGCGUGCGAAGCUCACUAAGAAGCAGCGUCGAAGACUACUCCAGUCUGCCGAGAACCUUACACCUGCACACGCUGAAAUCCGAUUCUCCACCCGUCGUGCUGCGAAGGUAUCUUCUUAUAAUGAGGAUGAGGAUGAUGAUAUAUUCGCUGAAGAAGACGCUGAUACACUGACGCCGAACUAUUGGGUCAACGAGCAAGAAGACAACUCCCCAGCUAUUGACGCCGUGUUGAACCACCGUCUCAAGGCUGAUGUCACAACCCUAUCACAUACGAAGGACGACUAUGAAUUUCUCAUAAAGUGGCAGCAGAAGUCUCACUAUCACGCAACAUGGGAAACUAUCGAGUCUUUGAAAGAUGUGAGAAGCUUUAAGCGUCUGGACAACUACAUCAAGAAACAUUUGAUGGAAGAUAUCCGAAUCGCCAGCGACCCUGAAAUUGGGCCAGAGGAUAAGGAGAAGUGGCUGCUGUACCGAGAAGAAGUGGCUGAAGGUCUAGAAGAGCACAAGAAAGUCGAGAGAGUCAUCGGCGAUCGCGAAGGUGAAGACGGCACUGAGUACUUUGUCAAGUGGAAGGGUCUCCUGUACAACGAUGCAAGCUGGGAACCAUCAAGUUUAGUCAGCGAGAUUGCACAAACCGAGAUUGAUCGCUAUCUUGCUCGUAUUCGAGAAGAUUUCAGAUCGAAUACGACGGAAACCAACCCUGGAAGUCGACGAGCUUUUGUACCCAUGCGAGAACAACCACCAUACAUCCAGAACGGCACUCUCAAGGACUUCCAGUUGCAAGGUUUGAAUUUCCUUGCGUUCAACUGGUCGCGUGCAAAGAACGUCGUCCUUGCAGACGAGAUGGGUCUCGGAAAGACCGUCCAAACCGUCGCCUUCAUGAGUUGGCUGAGACACGAUCGUGGCCAACAGGGUCCUUUCAUCGUCGCCGUUCCUCUCUCGACAAUGCCUGCUUGGGCCGAUACUUUUGAUCAUUGGACACCGGACAUUAAUUAUGUGGUCUAUAAUGGACCUACUUCCGCCCGGAACAUCAUCAAGGACUAUGAGUUGUUCCCUGAUGGAAAUGUUCGUCACCCUCGCUUCCAUGUCCUUCUCACGACAUAUGAGUUUGUCCUGCAGGAUGCUCCAUUUUUAAGUCAGAUCAAAUGGCAGUUUAUGGCAGUUGAUGAAGCUCAUCGUCUGAAGAACCGCGAGUCUCAGCUGUACGAUCGCUUGCGAGAGUUCAAAGCGCCAGCACGGCUUUUGAUCACUGGUACUCCGGUUCAGAACAACCUUGGGGAGUUGUCUGCGCUCUUCGACUUCCUCAAUCCUGGUGUCAUCAACAUUGACGAGAACAUGGAUUUAAUUACAGAGGAAGCCAGCGCAAAAAUAGCUCAACUCACCGAGGAUAUCAAACCCUACAUGCUUCGACGCACCAAGAAUAAAGUCGAAAAGGACCUCCCUCCCAAGACCGAAAAGAUCAUCCGUGUCGAACUGUCAGAUAUUCAGCUGGAGUACUACAAGAACAUCUUGACGAAGAACUAUGCAGCCCUUAAUCAAGGCGCCAAGGGGCAGAAGCAAUCACUCCUCAAUAUUAUGAUGGAGCUGAAGAAGGCAAGCAACCACCCAUUCAUGUUUCCGAGUGCAGAAGAGCGUCUUGUUCCUGAAGGUGCUCGACGAGAUGAGGUUCUCCGUGCUCUCAUAACCAGCAGUGGUAAGAUGAUGUUGCUCGAUCAGCUCCUUACCAAACUCAAGCGCGACGGCCAUCGUGUCUUGAUAUUCAGUCAAAUGGUCAGGAUGCUCGAUAUCCUCGGCGACUACAUGGACUAUCGAGGCCAUGCUUAUCAGCGCCUUGAUGGCACUAUCGCUGCGGCUCCCCGUCGCAUUGCCAUCGACCACUUCAAUGCUCCAGAGAGCACUGAUUUCUGCUUCUUGCUCUCCACCAGAGCAGGUGGUCUGGGCAUUAACCUAAUGACCGCCGAUACAGUCAUCAUCUUCGAUUCAGAUUGGAAUCCACAAGCUGAUUUGCAAGCUAUGGCUCGAGCUCACCGAAUUGGACAAGUCAAGCCCGUCAGCGUUUAUCGCUUGGUCUCUAAGGAGACUGUUGAGGAAGAAAUUCUCGAGCGUGCCCGCAACAAGUUGAUGCUUGAGUUCUUGACCAUCCAACGUGGCGUUACCGACAAAGAAACCCAAGCUCGACGCACGGCGUUGGUUGGGGAACCUGGCAGCUCAAGCGAGAUUUCGAGAAUCUUGAAGAAGCGCGGCCAGAAAAUGUUCGAACAAACCGACAACCAGAAGAAACUUGAGGAGCUUGACCUCGACGCCGUGCUCAACAAUGCUGAAGAUUACAAAGUUGAGCAACCUGACGGCACUGACGCUGAUGGUGGUGAAGACUUCCUACGGAGCUUUGAUUUUGUUGAUGUCAAGGUGGACGAAAUGUCUUGGGACGAUAUCAUCCCCCGAGAGCAACUUGAGGAGAUAAGAGCCGAAGAACAACGAAAAGCGGAUGAGAAGUACCUUGCCGAAGUCAUCGAGCAGAAUCAGCCUCGAGUGCGAAAUCGUGACGCCGAAGAUCGUGAUGCUCGGAAGGCUCGACGACACGAGCAACGGCAGAAGGAAGUGGAUUCGGACAGUGAGUCUGAAGAAAACCCUAAAGCUGAUCCAGCUCGACCACUCAGUCAGCGCGAAUACCGAUAUCUUAUCAAAGGUCAUCUCCGCUAUGGCUCCAUGGAAGACCGUCAGGAAGAGUUUUUGACAGAAGCUCGUCUUCGAGGGAGAGACCUUGGAGUUGUAAGAGCCGCCAUGAAGGAAGUUUGGGACAAGUCCGCAGAGCUCUACAAGGCGGAGCAAGCACGCAUGGCUGAACUGGAGCGCACAGCCAACCGCCCAAUCACGAAGAAGGAUCGCAAGGCUGUCCUAUUUGAAUUGCAUGGCGUCAAGCGAAUUAACGCCGAAACCAUCCUUGAGCGCCCUGGUGAGAUGAGACUGCUUCAAGAAGUCACUUCGAAGGACCCGGACUUCAAAUCAUUCCGCAUUCCCGAAGCUACCAAGGCGGCUGGGUAUACUUGCGCCUGGGGCGCCAGAGAAGACGGCAUGCUCUGUGUUGGCAUUACCCGCCACGGCUAUGGUGCUUGGGAGAAGAUUCGUGAUGACCCCGACCUUGGUUUGCAGGACAAAUUCUUCCUAGAAGAGCAUCGUGUCGACAAGAAAGCAGAGCGCGAGAGGUUGGAUGACAGGAACGCAAAGUCUCCAGGCGCCGUACACCUUGUCCGACGUGCUGAUUAUUUGAUCUCAGUAUUGAAGAGCAAGUACGUUGAUGAUCCGGUCGCCAAGAGAGCGGUCGAGAAUCAUCAUCGCAACAACAAGAAACAACAAGCUGAGAAGGCUGGUAACGUCGGAUCCCCUGCUCCAGGACCGGGGUCGCAUCGUAAGGCACAUCGAGAUUCGGAGAAACCACGUCACCGACCCAGCCAAGGGCAUCGUGACAGUUCUGAACGAUUUGGUACCCCCAGAGCGGACAGCCGUCACGGUCAUAAUCGGCAUGACAGCGAGCGCAGAGACGAUAGAGACCGCCGAGAUGACAGAGAUCGCAGACAUCGUGAUGAGCAUGGGCAUAGUUCCCUCCACAAUCGGCACGGUAGCGAACACCGCCGUAAUGAGAACCCUGCUGGGGCCUCCACAUCCGACGUUGAUCCUCUCAUGCAGGUGCUAUUCAAACCUGUCAGGGAGAGCUUGAAGAAGAUCAAGGCAACGACCAAAAGCGCCAUUCCCGAUUCGCAACAACGGGCGAAUGAGUUGAGAGUUCUUUUGAAGCAGAUUGGUAACUUCAUCACUGAACAAGUCGCUGACCUCGAUGACAACCACGAGUCUGUGGAAAAACGCUUCUGGGACUAUGCUGCCACGUAUUGGCCGAACAAAGGUAUCAAGGGUCAGGAACUUCAGAACAUACACGGCAAGAUCGUUGCUUCAGAUAAUAAGCUUGCUGGUGAAGGUUCGCCAAAUGACGAGGCGAACAAUGUUGACGGUCGAGCCAACGGUUCAUAUCAUACCUCGCCGCCACAUUGAGCGAAGAGACAUCGGAAACUAUUGCUUUUCGCCUUCUCGGGCUUGGAAAUCUCCAGGUCUAUCGUGUGCUGGUGUUUUGUUGUGCGACAUUUAUAUCCCAGACUGGAGGUGACUCGGGAGUUUCAGUGUAUGAUUCGAAAGGUUCGAAAGAUUCUCUGCGGGCCACAUCAUUUUCACGACAUCAAAACAACUCUCAGCUUAUUCAAAUUGUCAACACUUAGCGACUGCAUUAAAGGUUAGAUUUCACAGUUUCGAGCAUGCGAUUCGAGCUGUCAGUCCGAAAGACCAUGACGAGCAGACGCAACAUGCUAACGGUGUCUGAUGAUUCUUAUUCGUAUUUCGGCUACGUGGAGGUUGGAUUGGGCCAUUACUAUCAUGACAGGAAGAGCGUGGAGUCUUGAGCGCGGAUUGUCUGUGGGAUGGAAGUGGCUCAAAUUUGGAGAGGGAGGGAUGAUGGGUGUGCACCGGUUGGCAUCAUCGAAGUGGAUGUCUGCAUGGUAUUGUUGGUGCGGACUUUUCGAAACUGGACAUUGACACGGGACAUUCAAAAGCAAUCAGAGCCAGGAAUCCAUGGGAAGGGGAGGCAUUAAGCAGUCUCGAGGGAAUUGAGCAUGAUAUGAGGGAUAGAAAAUAUGUCCUGCUUGUCAAUCUCUCAUCUGGGGGUGCACGGGGGUGCUAAAAUACCUAGUAUUCUUGACUUCUAUCCAUAAUAAAUGGUAUAAAAUUAUUUCAA